Messenger RNA from Bombyx mori (domestic silkworm), 895 nucleotides. It is a transcript of the gene mRpL52, whose product is annotated as large ribosomal subunit protein mL52. The record is from RefSeq and is a predicted model, not a curated record. Gene Ontology annotation, molecular function: structural constituent of ribosome. The transcript is spliced from 3 exons. Bases 369 to 749 code for a protein of 126 amino acids. Gene Ontology annotation, biological process: mitochondrial translation. Gene Ontology annotation, cellular component: mitochondrial large ribosomal subunit. Lineage: Eukaryota; Metazoa; Arthropoda; Insecta; Lepidoptera; Bombycidae.
GGAGACAGAAUGCCUUCUGUUGAGGGUGACCUCUAAGUGACCUUCGCAGCCCAGAAUAUGGGUUGGCCAGAAAGAGUUGGUGUGGAGGCUUGAAGUAGUGUUAGGAGAGCGAUCCCUUUAAGUGCGUUGGUAAUUAUAUUAAAAGGUUUCGUUUAAUGGGAAGUAUAUAAAAAAAAAUUGUAGUACGGACUGUAUUAUUCCCUUUGCUUGCACUCGGGAAAAAAGACUUAGAACUUAAAUCCAUGGCAUAGAUUAUACACUUAAUAUAUUUGAUUGAUCCAUGGUUAGGUCUAUGACUAUAACCUAAGAAUUGUUCUCUUGUUUUCAUUUUCCCUUUCAAAUAUACAAGUAAACAAUAAAAUCAAAGAAUGAAUAAUUUAACAGGAAAUAAAAUUUUGAAAACUAUUACAGGAUUGCGAAGUUUUAGUAGUUGUUCUGCAUUAUUUACGAAAAAUUGGCGCGUCGCAAGAGGUCUUCCAGUGAACCGGAAUGCUGAAGGAAUUCUGACCGAUGGCCCGGAUUACACCUUCCUUGAUGGAAGACCUACACCUUUGUUGCAUAAACAAAAACUAAGGAUGCAACGACAGAGGCAACUAGCUGAACAGAUAGUGACAUUAUCCUCCGAACUGCAGUUUGCCAAAGAUAGAUAUCAGAAAAUACAAAAAGAAGAACAAGAGAAACGACAAGAAAUCUUAAACAACAGACUCAAACCAAAAGGAAUGAUGUUGCAGAAGAAAAAUUUAUCAUAAAAAAUGUAUUUGUAAAGUAGUUGUAAAUGAAUUAGAAAUUGAAAUAAAGAAUACUGUUAUUUCUGCCUUACUGUAACAAAUUGAUUAUGUAGUAUUUUUGGCAGACCUGUUGUAUAAUGUUAUUGAUAUUAAAUUAUAUUUAGUAA